UCAGUUAUAAAUGGCUGAGAAAAAUCACCAACAACAAGAACGACUACCUGGCAACCCGUUUUUCCCAUCAAGAAGCAACGCUGGCUCUUCAUUUGACAUGCCCGAAACACCACAUCUCAUCGAUUCGCUCACUUCUCAAAUCGACGAAUUCACAAUUCAAAGCAUAAUUGAUACUCAGAGACAGAGCUUGAAACGCUUCGAAAAGACAAAUGAAAUGCUCAUGAAUUGCGCUCAACUCGGCGAUCGAAGAAUUGAAAAAGCAAAAAGGGAUUCUGUGGGACACAAAGAGACAAUUCUGCAGAUGAAAACUGAUUUGGAAUUUAUUUUCAAAAAAAUUCGCAUGUUCAAAACAGUUUUGUCGUCAAAGUAUCCAGAAGUUUAUGCUGAAGUGUCAGCCGAGCUAACGCCAAAACGAAGCGAGGAAGACGAAUGAAAUACAAUUUAUUCGUAAUUGAAAAACAAGAAGAAAAAAAAUAACAGAUCAUUUGGAACAAAUACAAGUCACAGAAAUUCAAUAAAGAUCUCAAAUUUU
Caenorhabditis elegans is the source of this 532-nucleotide messenger RNA. RefSeq names its product KxDL domain-containing protein (gene kxd-1). The record is from RefSeq and is marked reviewed. Bases 11 to 433 code for a protein of 140 amino acids. Lineage: Eukaryota; Metazoa; Nematoda; Chromadorea; Rhabditida; Rhabditidae. The transcript has 4 exons.